CUCAACCAAUCAGAAUCAAAAUGCCAUUGUUAUGGGCCAAGUUUACACUGACAUUGUUUUCAAAUUUACAGUUGAAGUUAAUAGACUUUUCACAAACUAUGGAGCAGAAGCCAGCAGGAGAUCUUCAAGUCAUCGUAGUCAUCCUGCAAGACCUCGCAGUAGCUUUACAAGAGUGUUCUGCUGCCUAAGUAGCAUGACACAAUAUGUAACACCAACAAAGUUUGAAAAGGAGGAACUGGACGCUGCAGGACUUGGAGAGAAAAAAGUCACAUUUUUCGGUGACGAAAAUAAUGCCGAAGAUUUUAGAAACUACAUACUAACAACAUAUCCAAAACUUGGUAACUGUGGGGGAUUUGAGAUUUUAAAACCAUCAGGAAUGACCCGAUCUAGGAAGCUGGUGGUUUUGCCUUGCCCAAACACAGGAUACACGAUUAAGACUCUAAAAGAAAAUACAGGACAUGCUGUCAUCUACAUUCGCCCCAUGCAAAAAGACAUAGACCUAACCAGUUCUGUUGCCUGCAAAUCUCCCAUUCUUGGGCCAAUGGAGAGAUGUCUCUUCUGUGAAAAUGAGUUCAAUUUUAAUGAACUUAAGGUUCACAUUGAGAGCUGCAGGCCAAGGGCUGCAUGUUCCAAUCACCUGCCACCAACAUUAGAGAAUGAACACCAAAAUGAACAUGCAUCAGGCAGUGAUUCAUUCAUUAUCCAGCCACCCACUGAGGAAAGUACAGACCAACUGUUCAUCGAUGUAACAGAUGAUACAACUGACAUGGAAUCCUUAAGUGAAUGGCGGAAGAUUCGUGAGGAGCAGGAAGAGGAAUAUAAUCAGUCUUUGAUAGCGGACCAAGCCAAAGAUCUUCAGAAGAUGAAUAUUGAAGAAUCUGAGAAUAGACGCAGAAAGGUGGCCGCUAGGACACAAAAGCACUGUUACUUGGACCUCGAGUAUUUCUCACCGGCUCUGCUGUUUACAGCUCUCUGGGUAGGUAUCACUUUACACAGUCUGUUCUCCGUAUGUUCACUCUCGUUCUCCUUUCUCUCCACAGGUGGCCACUAGGACACAAAAGCACUGUUACUUGGACCUCGAGUAUUUCUCACCGGCUCUGCUGUUUACAGCUCUCUGGGUAGGUAUCACUUUCUUUCCGUAGGUCCAGCAGAGGGGCGAAGAUAACACACCGCCUCACCGGGUCGAGCGCUGCCCUAUCCCCACUGCCUGUAAGGCGAUCGAAUCCUGGACAGGGGCGCCCCUUUGUAGGGACCACGGGGCGGCGGAACUCUUUCGCCUCUGACUCUGCGACA
Paramisgurnus dabryanus is the source of this 1293-nucleotide messenger RNA. Lineage: Eukaryota; Metazoa; Chordata; Actinopteri; Cypriniformes; Cobitidae. The record is from RefSeq and is a predicted model, not a curated record.